Molecule: messenger RNA, 5847 nt
Organism: Aquila chrysaetos chrysaetos
Lineage: Eukaryota; Metazoa; Chordata; Aves; Accipitriformes; Accipitridae
Product: hippocampus abundant transcript 1 protein-like
Exons: 12
Coding region: 258-1736 (492 amino acids)
Biological process (GO): transmembrane transport
Cellular component (GO): membrane
Molecular function (GO): transmembrane transporter activity
Source: RefSeq, a predicted model, not a curated record
CAGCGCCGUCGUCCGGGCGACGGGGCUGGGCCGCGCCGCGGGGCGGGGCCUGCGGGCGGGCCGCCCUCCGCCGCCGUCGCCAGCCGGGCCGCCGCCCUCGCCCCGCGGCGCCGCCCCCGCGCCCGGCAGCCCCGGGCCCGGCGCUCCCCCGCCCGGUGCGGGUCCGGGUCCGGGCCCGGGCUCGGCGCGGCGCGGCCCGCCGCAGGGAGGAUGGGGCAGCGGCGGAGGCCGGCGAACGGCAGCGGCCCGGUGGCGCCAUGACCGGCGAGAAGAAGAAGAAGAAGCGGCUCAACCGCAGCGUCCUCCUGGCCAAGAAGAUCGUCAUCCGGGACGGGGCCGGCCGACAGGGGAUUGGAGAGCCCAGCGUGUACCAUGCCGUGGUGGUUAUUUUCCUGGAGUUCUUUGCCUGGGGGCUGCUGACCACGCCGAUGCUAACGGUGUUACACCAGACUUUUCCUCAGCAUACAUUCUUGAUGAACGGCCUGAUUCAUGGAGUCAAGGGUCUGCUUUCUUUUCUAAGUGCUCCACUGAUUGGUGCUCUCUCUGAUGUCUGGGGCAGGAAAUCCUUCCUCCUCCUCACUGUCUUCUUCACGUGUGCGCCAAUUCCCCUUAUGAAGAUCAGUCCAUGGUGGUAUUUUGCUGUCAUUUCCAUGUCUGGAGUCUUUGCUGUCACCUUUUCCGUGAUUUUUGCCUACGUUGCCGAUAUCACACAGGAGCAUGAACGCAGCACGGCGUAUGGCUUGGUGUCAGCCACGUUUGCUGCUAGUCUGGUCACAAGCCCAGCAAUUGGUGCAUACCUUUCCCAAGCCUACGGUGAUACGUUGGUGGUUGUGCUAGCUUCAGGUGUUGCUUUGCUGGAUAUUGGUUUCAUCCUGCUGGCUGUGCCAGAGUCUCUGCCAGAAGAGAUGCGCCCAGUCUCUUGGGGAGCUCCAAUCUCUUGGGAACAAGCAGACCCAUUCGCUUCCUUGCGGAAAGUGGGUCAGGAUUCUACAGUGCUGCUCAUCUGUAUCACCGUCUUUCUCUCCUACCUUCCUGAAGCUGGCCAGUACUCCAGCUUUUUCCUGUACCUGCGACAGGUCAUUGGUUUUUCCUCAGAGACUGUGGCAGCCUUUAUUGGUGUGGUUGGAAUUCUCUCUAUACUGGCUCAGACAGUAGUGUUGGGAAUUCUCAUGCGUUCGAUAGGAAAUAAAAACACCAUCCUGUUGGGACUGGGCUUCCAGAUCCUGCAGCUUGCCUGGUAUGGCUUCGGAUCGCAGCCUUGGAUGAUGUGGGCAGCAGGAGCUGUGGCUGCCAUGUCUAGCAUCACUUUCCCAGCCAUCAGUGCCAUGGUGUCUAGGAACGCAGACCCCGACCAACAGGGUGUGGUACAGGGGAUGAUCACUGGAAUUCGGGGUCUGUGUAACGGCCUGGGGCCAGCGCUCUAUGGCUUUGUCUUCUAUCUCUUCCACGUGGAGCUGAAUGAAAUGGCUGAGGUGGAAACUUUGGGUAAGGCCUCCAAACCCAACAUGGCCAACCCUACAGAUGAGAGCAGCAUUAUCCCAGGGCCUCCAUUCCUGUUUGGGGCUUGUUCUGUCCUGCUGUCGCUCCUGGUGGCCUUGUUCAUUCCAGAACACAACCUUGCACUGAGAUCAGGCAGCCACAAGAAGCACAGUAAUGGAGCCCAGACCCAUACCCACAGCCCACAGGCCGGAGGAUCAGAUGGCAAGGAGCCCCUGCUCGAGGACAGCAGCGUAUGAGGUUGGGAGAGAAGGACCUGGCUUGCGUCUCAACUCCAGAUCAAGGAUGGACUUAGCCAGUGGGAGUUUGGGGAGAGAGGGGGGGGAGAGAGAAGAAAUGACGUAACAGUCUGUACCACUAUCAGCUAAUGAGAAGGGACAGGGUUUCCCUUCAAGCCAAAUACACCCAGCUGGUGCAAAAAGGGAAUUGUAUCAUCUGGUGCUGAUGGAAAGGGGAGAUACUGAACUGCUCCACAUGAAGGGAUAGUUCUUUAAAGCAAACCUGCCCUUGUACAUGAAUACUGAACUUCAUGGUGUGACCUGCCAAAUACUCGACUCGCCAGUGAAAAAUUAAGGAGCUAGCAUUGUCUUUGUUCUAACGUGAACUAACUGAGUUGCCAGCCAGAAUAAAACAAGGCAUCUGUUACGUGCCCCAUCCCCUUAUAUAAUUGGUACUUGCUCCUGAUCCCAUCACAACUCGGUUGGCUAACCUCGGCCCAGAGAGAGGCUUGACAGCUGUCUUGUGCUGUAUGUGCAGCCUGUGCUGUGAUAGUACACCAAGGAAAAAGCGUGUGCAUGUGUGAGGAACAGAUAGUGUAGUCAGCUGUGAGCAGAUCUGCGCUGCUUGAGGAUCUGAUGAAUUUGCACGUUCUGGCCCAAGUGAAACUUAGACAAAAAGAAAAAAUCUACUGACUUAAUGUUCUGAUGAAGAUAAGAAAAAUUAAGAAGUAAAGUUGCAACUGACACAAGGGGCAGAUGAGAGAAGGGCAACUACAUGAAUUACAAAUGCUUAGACGGUCAACAAAGUUUGUAUUUCUGUUUGUUUUUUCUCUUAUUGUUACAGUGAUGUAACAUUCAUCUGUUGCUACCUCCAUAGGUAGUAGGUAGAAGGAUUUUUCAGAAAUCUUUUUCUGGAACUGUAAGGGUUGUUUAGAAAAUACAGUUCUCUGAGAGGUUGGAGAAACAACUAAGCUCUGCUAAGCACUUUGAUAAAGCAUGGUUUCCUGAGAGAAAGGUCAAAGAAAUAGCUGUUUAUCUUGAGCACUUUUAUAAAGCAUGUUGAUUUUUCCCCAAGCUCUUGCCAUCUGAUAUUAAAACCAGAUAAUGACUGUAGCUUGUUUUUUCUCAGUCCAGAAGAUCCUGAUGGUGUUGAUUGCGAUUGAUUUGAACUUACAGGGUUGGAUUCCGUGUAGCAUUUCUGAGCCUGCUAUGAAGGCUUUUUUUGUGUUGAAAAAUGGAACUGCAACCUCUGCUGCAGGGUUCAGCUCUGUUUAGAGAGAGCAGCAGAUACUUGAACUUGAGUGUUGUGAAAGAAGCUGAGACAAAUGUAUAGGGAAUGCUUGGUUGUUUAUAGAUACACAGAGAUAUGGCAGAGAGCAGGAAACAAUUGUUCUCAUUUGAGUAAGAUCAGAAGUAAUGGCAUUGAGCAAUCACUGGGGAAGUAAAGACCAAACUGGGAACACUUAAGCAAUUAGUUGUUAAGGGAAUUGAGGAUACAGUGGCCAAAAAUAGUCCUGUCUCAGAGCAGGGUAUGUGCAACAGCUGCCAUUCUCUGGCUGGGAUCCCUUCUCUGUAGGUUUGCGACAGGUAACCUAGGGGAGAAAGGCCAAAAGGGAGGGAGCGCUGUCACCUAAUGUCUUGGGUCUUUGCAAAUGGGUAAUCGUGGCUGAUGCUGUGCCUGUGCAGCAGUGACUGCAAAUGCCGUUUGCAUCUGGGUUUAAUCGAAAACACCAACUGGACGACCCUGGAGAGCUCAGUCCCUGACCCAGAACUGGCACAAGCAGGGGAGAGCACUGUCCGUCCCCUGCUCGGCCCUGGCAGUACAGCUCACCCCGCUCUGGGAGCGUGAAGGGACAUGAGCUCAAGGGUGUAUUCAGUGUCUGACCUCUUCUGUGUGCUUGUCAGUGUGAGGGCCGGUUAAUGUUGGCUUUGGACAAAUCGAGAGCUGCAAUUUCGUGUAGGUCUCUUAAAUGCCUGUCAGUUAUUAAUAGCUUGGAACCACCACCUGCCUAGGCUGGGCUGAACUAAUAAUAUAAUGUCUGUUUACCAAUUUUCUGGACCAGUUAGUUAUUGGAGAUGGACAUUUAAGUGAAAUAAUUGACACUUUGUUUUGCAUUAAUCUAGCCUGGUACCCAGAUCCUGUAAUCAGAACUGUAAGAGCAGAUAAUUUUCUGUGCAGAGGGCAGCCACCUCAGACUCUGAGAGUUUCCUGAUGCGAAUCUAAUUGCAGGACUGGAGAACAGAGCUAGCAGAAAGUCUCAGUGACCUGCGGUGACUCCAGUUUUCCCAAGCUCAUUGUGGUGAUACUCCAAAUUCCCAAACGUUAUUGGGAUGAUCUGUACUGUGCGUGCACAGCAAGCAUCUUUCCUGAAGGAAAUCCAGUCACUGAAACUUCCAGACAGCAAUCCCAGCUCUGUAUUGCUCAUAAAAAUGCCUUUUUUUAGACUGGAGCUUUACCAAGUACACCUGGUGAUUCAUUUAUUUACACUGUAUUGAAAUGAACUGAAGUAGGUUUGUCCCUCACACACAAAUGAAGUGAAACAAAACACUGGAUCAUUACCUCGUUCACACUGAGGCACUCGGAGCUUCACGGGUAGAAUAUAGCAGAACGUUACAAAAAGACAAGCAUAAUUUAUAUGAUAUAAAGUAUAUAGAGAUAUAUUUUUAAAAGUCCAUUCCUUUAUUGAAUAGUUUAUUGAAACCAGUGUGUUUCUAGUCCCGCUCCCUCUCACCGCCGCUGCUGCCUGCGGCGUCUCAGCUUCUUCCCUUCAGACAGCAGAACUAUCUGGGCAAGCUUCCCCCCUCGGUCCCCAUCCAUCAUGACGCGAUACCUGAGUUUCCAGCGAUGCCGACAUCCUCUGGCUCACGAAUAGUGGACCUGGAGUGUUUUGGUCGCUUCGUCAGCCCCUGAGCUCGGGGCCAGGCGACACCGCAGGUUACUGCCGCAUUGGCGGGCUGCAGCGUGGCUGUGUGAAAGGCUCCACCGUGGCGGAGGUUUCUUCAGCUGCUGGGGGGGUAUGGCGUCGGGCGGCUGCACCAGUGGAGGGUAUGCUGCGGGCGCUGUUAUCAACGUAAAGGCGACUUGUACAUUGGCCCCUCGCUGCGCCGGCACGGGGGCCUCUCGCUGGUGCGGGGGCUGGCCCUGGGACGUUGUGUAGCCCCAAGCCUGGGUGCCCGCGGCACGUGGACCUGCCCUGGGAAUGGGGGCUCUCUGUGGGGCAGGGCUGCUCACCCUCCCCAGAGGUGUCACUUGUUUCUGGCGCUGGGAGCAGGCAGGGAUUCCUCUCCACGGUUUUGGAGUUCCUCUCACCUGGUUGGGUGGGGGCCUCAGCCCCAGGUACCUCCCCUCCCCAUCAGCGUAGGGAUGUGACCCAGCCACCGUUCUGCCUUUAAGUGACAGAGGAGGACUUGGGCCAAGCAGCGACGGAGCUGAAAUUACUGGACCUGAAUGAAGAAUGUCUCAUUCUGAAGGGCUGGUAAUUCUGCAGCGUCCCACAUGGAGACUGGAAAAUCUGUACGGAGCAUUCAGCUAGUUUUGCCAAUUUUUGUUACUUUAUAUGAAAAUGCAACUUUUUUAAAAGAGCCUUUUCUUAAAAUCUCCUUGAUCUGCUGUGUAGUGCCUGAGCCUGGCUGUUUAACAUCAGUAUUCCCAGAAUUUGUCUGCAGUGACUUAUAGUUCAGGUUGGUGACAGCAAUGCCCCAAACAUAAGACAAAAAUUGGCUUAAUUGCCCUUCUGCAGUUCCAGUAUUAAUGGCAGCAGUUCAAGUGAGUUUAAGCAGAUCCUGUCGCAUUAAAAAACCUGUGUUAAAUCAUUGCUUUCUCUUUUGCCAUUAAUUUUGCACAAUAGUAACUUCUUACUUCACUGGUUUUUAUUCUUUUCUCUGCACUUGAAUGGCUGCUAACAUCUUUGAUUAUCUUUAAAAAGUGUGGGCAUGUGGCAAGCCCACGUUCACUGAAGAACAGCAGUACUUCUGCGCUCUCAAAGUUUACUAUUGCGUGCAUUUCUGUAUCUCUUUUUUUUUUAAGCUAACAAUGAAAUGUAUUUAUUUUAGUUCAGGUUGUGUUUAGAACUGGCUAAUCUCUCCCUCCGAUGGAUUAUUUAUUAAACUGCUGCUUUCCUGUUGUGUUGAA